Molecule: messenger RNA, 1817 nt
Organism: Drosophila takahashii
Lineage: Eukaryota; Metazoa; Arthropoda; Insecta; Diptera; Drosophilidae
Gene: Map60
Product: Microtubule-associated protein 60
Biological process (GO): regulation of transcription by RNA polymerase II
Cellular component (GO): nucleus; transcription regulator complex
Source: RefSeq, a predicted model, not a curated record
AUUAUUUCGUGGCUCGCGGUGUAAACAAACAGCCUUCAAAAUUAUCAAGAACGCGCAACCAGCGGGCCGCAAGUCGCUGACGAAGAUGGCAAUUCAACUGGACAAGAUUCUGCAGGACAUCGCCAAGGAGAAGGUGCUGCAUCCGAACAAUGGCGGCGCGAGCAAGCAGGAGCAGGAGGAGGCGUGGGCCAGGAUCGGGCGCCUCAACAAGCUCUCCGUGCACGAGUCGCGCUCCAUCUUCAUCGUGCUGCAGAAGAAGUACGAGCAGGAGAAGCUCAAGGGCAACUCGGCGUGGAAGCUGUUCAGCCUGAUGCACCAGAUCCACCAGGAGCCCAAGGUCUCGGUGAAGGAGGAGGAGGACGAACAAGUUCCCAUGGACGAGGUGGAGGAAUACGAGAUGCUCGAGGUGCAGGAGCCGGAGGACGACGAGGAGGCUCCCCAGUUCGGACAGCCGGCCAACUCCACGGGCUCGGUCUCCUCGGACGGCGAGAGCCCCACAAAGUCGCACAGCACGGGCUCGCCGGAAAAGGACGAGCGGGUGUACUCCAAGCCCAACGUGGACACUCCGCGUCCGGCCUUCGAAGAGAAGAAGCUCCUCAACACGCUGGCCAACAACACACCGCGCUCCACGACCACAAACAACAGCUCGCUGUCCGCCGCCGCAGCAGUGCUCCAGAAGAAGGGAAUCACCGUGAAGAAGACCGCUGGCUCAGGAGCAGGAGCUGCGCUUAAAUCCACAACUGGGCAGCCUGCAGCAGCCAGUGGUCUGAGAACCAGCUCCUCGCGCACCACCAUCCAGCUGCCAGAGUCCUUGAAGCGUAAACUGUCCGAGGAAUACACCUCCUCGCCAGCACACAAAAAGCAGUCCAAGGUCCCGAGUCCGAAACCGGCAGCUCAGCCCGCAGCCGCCCCUCCGCCGGUCUCCAGCGUUCCAGACUCCCUUCCCGCCGGCAACGUCGUCCACACAACCACUGCCCAGCUGAUGCAGGUCAAGAAGGAGCGCGAGGACAACCAGACACCGCCGCCGGGCAUCAACAUUAUCACCAUUCCGGCAGCGCAACAGAUCAACGGAGGGGGACCCACCUCCUCCACGGCCGCCACCAUUGCUUCCACCUCGGUGGCAUCCACGAACGGCUUCUCGCCGCACAUCGAGGAGCUGGACUUCAAGAACGACAUAAUUUUCGACUCGAAGAUCAACGCCGCCUCCUCCAACACACCCGAGAUUAUUAACCUUGGCAACUUUGACAACUCGCUGCCUCCGACCUUCUUCAAGAAUCUGUGCAACUCUUCGCGCCACGAGUCGCUUGGCCUGUACGUGGCCAAUGUGAUGAACCGACUCUCUUCGCGAGCCUCCGCCAAGCUCGAGCUGGGCAUCUUGCGCGCCAUACUCGAUGUGCAGAGCGACGAACUGGAGCAGUAGCCCGACUGAUACUCGAAAUUUAAAUGAUUAAUCAGCUUACAUAUUAGACAAACUUGAUUGUAGUUAUGUAGACCUGUCUCAACCCUUCCUGCUAUUUUCUGUAUUAUUUGUUUAAGUGUCAGUGUUGUUGCGGAUCUACGUACUGUUCGGUUCGAUUUUUGGACGGAUUUAAAGCGGAGGUCGCCAAGGGAAGCAUAGUAAUUUUUUCCUUUUCGAAUUUUCUGUUGGCUCCCACUGACUUUAAGCGUUACUCUGUGCGUGCCACAACGCUGCAUCUUAAAUGUAUUGUAAGUUUUUAGAUUGGAGUCGAAUUCACUUGUCCCUAGCUUAAGGUCAAAUGUGUCACUUGAUUUUAAAAUACGUUCAUACGCAAAUAAAGCUACAUAACUUACUUGAA